Molecule: messenger RNA, 1254 nt
Organism: Pecten maximus
Lineage: Eukaryota; Metazoa; Mollusca; Bivalvia; Pectinida; Pectinidae
Product: glutenin, high molecular weight subunit 12-like
Exons: 1
Coding region: 1-1254 (417 amino acids)
Source: RefSeq, a predicted model, not a curated record
AUGUAUGGUCUAUAUGUUACCAGUAAGUGGGCCUACACAGAGUUACCGAAGGUUAUACAGGGCCUACAAGGUUACUAUAAGUCUAUACAGGGCCUACAAGGUUACUGUAAGUCUAUACAGGGCCUACAAGGUUACUAUAAGUCUAUACAGGGCCUACAAGGUUACUAUAAGUCUAUACAGGGCCUACAAGGUUACUAUAAGUCUAUACAGGGCCUACAAGGUUACUAUAAGUCUAUACAGGACCUACUGAGAUACUAUAAGUCUAUACAGUGCCUACAAGGUUACUAUAAGUCUAUACAGGACCUACAAGGUUACUGUAAGUCUAUACAGGGCCUACAGAGCUACUAUAAGUCUAUACAGGGCCUACAACGUUACUAUAAGUCUUUACAGGACCUACUGAGUUACUGUAAGUCUAUACAGGGCCUACAAGGUUACUAUAAGUCUAUACAGGGCCUACAAGGUUACUAUAAGUCUAUACAGGGCCUACAGAGCUACUAUAAGUCUAUACAGGGCCUACAAGGUUACUAUAAGUCUAUACAGGGCCUACAAGAUUACUAUAAGUCUACACAGGGCCUACAGAGCUACUAUAAGUCUAUACAGGGCCUACAGAGCUACUAUAAGUCUAUACAGGGCCUACAGAGCUACUAUAAGUCUAUACAGGGCCUACAAGGUUACUAUAAGUCUAUACAGGGCCUACAGAGCUACUAUAAGUCUAUACAUGGCCUACAGAGCUACUAUAAGUCUAUACAGGGCCUACAAGGUUACUAUAAGUCUAUACAGGGCCUACAAGGUUACUGUAAGUCUAUACAGGGCCUACAAGGUUACUAUAAGUCUAUACAGGGCCUACAAGGUUACUAUAAGUCUAUACAGGGCCUACAAGGUUACUAUAAGUCUAUACAGUGCCUACAAGGUUACUAUAAGUCUAUACAGGGCGUACAAGAUUACUAUAAGUCUAUACAGGGCCUACAAGGUUACUAUAAGUCUAUACAGUGCCUACAAGGUUACUAUAAGUCUAUACAGGGCGUACAAGAUUACUAUAAGUCUAUACAGGGCCUACAAGGUUACUAUAAGUCUAUACAGGGCGUACAAGAUUACUAUAAGUCUAUACAGGGCCUACAGAGCUACUAUAAGUCUAUACAGGGCCUACAGAGCUACUAUAAGUCUAUACAGGGCCUACAAGGUUACUAUAAGUCUAUACAGGGCCUACAAAGUUACUGUAAGGCCUACUGGCCUUAUAGCUACAGUUACCAUUAA